AUGGUCGAGAGCAGCUCCUUCAACCUCCUUAAUGUCUCUUCUGUGGUUGCUACCCUUCAGUGGGUGCAGGCAGUCUCUCAUCCUUCCUUGAUCGCACUUCUGCGCCUGUCACUUCAGCUUUCGAGCUUUUUGUUGACGAUUUUUUCUUUCUUUCAUUAUUCACUCGAAAGCUGGACAACAUUCUACGUUAAAUUGAGAGAUUCAAAAGUCCUGAUGGAUAAACAAAGUGACAAUUCCUCUAAACCGGCACCAAUUAUAAGCCAUGAAGAAAUCCAUGCAAACGUUCCCAGUGUUUCUCAAAAUAUUAGCGACCAGGAUUAUGCGUAUUACAAGAAAAAUGCUAACCAACCAGACGUUGACACAUCAUCAGCUAACGUUGUCAUGAAAGAUAAAAAACAAAAACCCAAAAAACCCAAAGAUUUUGUUAUUUUCUCCUGUUUUGUUAUUCUUGGCGCUAAUUUUAUUUUCGGAUUUCUCGGUUUUUACUUUGGACAAAAAUCCAGCUAUGCUUGGCAACUUGGAGAUGUGGAUACUGCCAAGAAACAGUCGCGAAGAGCAUUGAUCUUCAAUGUGAUCGGCAUCGUUAUUGGCGUUCUCACUUACAUUCUUGCAAUUGUUCUCUUCUUCACUGUAUUUAAAGGUGAGGUGCCAUUAGUUAAGCAUCAUGCUGUUGGCUGA
Molecule: messenger RNA, 678 nt
Organism: Acanthosepion pharaonis
Lineage: Eukaryota; Metazoa; Mollusca; Cephalopoda; Sepiida; Sepiidae
Source: the annotation of a GenBank genome assembly